AUGUCUAACGUCCUUGAUCUAAAAAAAUUGCACGAAUCGUUGACGUCUCUGUCCAAGAAAAUUACGGUAUAUUACGGAUUACAGGUUUCGGUUCUGGCUGACGCGAACAUUCCGGAUAUUAAGGCGAUCGGAGACUUCGAUACGGUUGCGGUGACCUUACAUUUCCCAUCGGGAACCCUCGGCAUGAUCGAUUUGUCGCGCAACAGCACGUUCGGAUAUGAUCAACGAUUGGAGGUCUUUGGCCCGAAGGGCAUGGUGCAGGCCGACAACGAACAGCCAAACUCUGUUUGUUGGCGACGUGAACUCCAAGGGAUAACCACCGCACCGAUCUGGUACUCGUUCGCCAGCCGUUUUAUGAACGGCUAUCGAAGAGAGUUCGAUCACUUCGUCGACGUGGUGCACGGUAAGGUCGAGUCGCAGGUCAAGUCGAAGGAUAUCUUGGCGGUGAGCAAGAUCGCCACGGCUUGCGAGGAGUCCGCUCGCACGGGAAAAAUCGUGACUCUCAAAUGGACCAGCAGCGAGUUGCCUGAUAAUUCAUGAAGGAACAACAAGAGAACUGCUAUUACACAACUGUAUUGUGUAACUUUAUCGUCUUCUUUGAUACUACUUUUAUAAAUUGUGUAAACAAACAACAAAUUAACGCGAUAAGACAGUAUCGACUUCUAUUGAAUAUUAUUCAUUGAAAAAUUUAUAUGCAU
Molecule: messenger RNA, 698 nt
Organism: Wasmannia auropunctata (little fire ant)
Lineage: Eukaryota; Metazoa; Arthropoda; Insecta; Hymenoptera; Formicidae
Exons: 2
Coding region: 1-540 (179 amino acids)
Biological process (GO): NADPH regeneration
Cellular component (GO): cytoplasm
Molecular function (GO): oxidoreductase activity
Source: RefSeq, a predicted model, not a curated record